Messenger RNA from Zophobas morio, 3975 nucleotides. RefSeq names its product PAS domain-containing protein cky-1 (gene dysf). Gene Ontology annotation, molecular function: RNA polymerase II transcription regulatory region sequence-specific DNA binding; DNA-binding transcription factor activity, RNA polymerase II-specific; protein dimerization activity. Lineage: Eukaryota; Metazoa; Arthropoda; Insecta; Coleoptera; Tenebrionidae. Gene Ontology annotation, biological process: regulation of transcription by RNA polymerase II. The coding region runs from base 108 to 1892 and encodes 594 amino acids. The record is from RefSeq and is a predicted model, not a curated record. The transcript is spliced from 8 exons.
CGUAUCUCAGUGCUAAAACAACUCACGUGUUUAUUCAUUCGCGCCGUUUUUCAUAUUACAAUGUGUGUGUGAAUGUGUAACUUGUACAUUUUCAUUAACUGAUAAUCAUGUUCACAAGGUUUGAUGCUAACAAAUCGACCAAAGGAGCCAGCAAGCUACGAAGGGACCUAAUAAAUGCAGAAAUCGCAAAUUUGCGUGAGUUGUUACCUUUACCACCGUCGACAAGGCAAAGACUUUCGCAACUUCAGCUUAUGGCACUAGUCUGUGUAUAUGUCAGAAAAGCUAAUUAUUUUCAACAAGCUUUCAAAUGCCAUGAUGUGGGAUUGCACCAGCCACCAACGCCCAACAUCGGAUUUUCAAAGGCCUUAAGUGGCUUUCUGAUGAUGAUGACUCAAAAUGGUAAGCUGUUGUACAUAUCGGACAAUGCUGCAGAGUACCUGGGACAUUCCAUGGUGAGUGUUUUACAGGAGGAUCUCUUGAUCCAUGGAGAUAGUGUAUACGAUAUUAUAGAUAAGCAAGAUCACCAAGCAAUCCAGUGUGAGUUAGGACGGCCAGUAAAUUCAGGAUCAAAUAGUAACCCUAGUGAAGAAAUUCGUUUAUUUUUAUGUAGGAUGAAUGUUUCUAGAAACGCCAGACGCCAAAUGCGAUUUGGGGACCAAAAGGUAGUGCUGGUGCAGGGCCGGUACUUGUCCUUUUUGCCACUGUGCAGCCGAAACGAACCAGUCUUCCUCGCCACUUGUACACCGGUGGCAAUGCCUGAAACCAGAGAGUGUGUCGUGCAGGGCGCCACCAACGUCUUCACUUCCAUACACUCGAUGGACAUGCGGUUUAUACACAUCGACAACAACGGCGAAUUCUACUUGGGCUUUCCGCGCGCCGAUCUGCAGGGGGUGUCCUGGUACCGGCUGCUGCAUUGGGAAUGCACGCGUGAGGCCCAGACAAAACACCGACUCAUCACCCAAUCGGAACAGGAACGCUCAUGUAUUCUCUUGGCUCAAUUUCAGCGACGCUCCGGAGAUUGGCUGUGGAUGCACUGCGUGUUGCAAGUUAAAGAGAGCUCCGAAAGCAAUCAACAGCCUGUCAUCGUCUGCACCAACCAGGUGCUCAGCGAAGCCGAGGCUGCCGUCAUGCGGACCAACAACUGGCUGUAUCACUACUAUUCGGUCCAGAACAAGCUCCAGUAUGGGCUCGCGUACGACGUGGGUCCCUCGUCCAGACUGCUCUACUAUCCGGAGCACCCUCCGGGGCCGGAGUUUCCGCCGAGCCACGAUUCCGGGGGGUACUCGCACCUUGGCGCAAUGCCGGCAGCGUUACAGACACACCUCACGCACCACUCGACUCCCACACAUCCUCACCACAGUCAGCACCAUCACCACCAUCGGCGCGUCGAUUCGGAACCGGUGGAUUACUCAUAUAGCAAAAGGAAACCCAAAGAACUCCAAAACCUCGAAUUAGACGUAAGGGAUGUGGAAUCGGCGGACGUGGAAGGUGGUAGUACCGGAUUGUUAAUAGUUUCCCAUUUAACGGAACGGCCGAGGACUCUUCUUAAAGUUGAUCCGAGUGAACUUAUGGACCAAUGGAAUCCGAGUCCGCCGUGGUCGGAUACGCUGCAAAAAGUUCCUGAUUUAUGUCAUCAAGAACUGAGUCCCUAUAUCGGAAGUGCACCUCCUACGCCAACGGCAACUCCCAGUACGCAAACUGGAAGCGCAUUUUCCUUUGAUUGGAUGCCUGAACAGUAUGUUCCUUCAAUGACAGCAGUACCUUCGACGGAUGACGGCGAAAGGCAGAUCUACUGGCCUUCGGAACACAGAUUAUUUCCUCUACAACCUCCUCCUAAAAGAAACCAUCCACCAUCAGGGCGUUCCGAAUCUGCAGAUCGUGAUACACCUUAGCAUUCCAGUGUGCUAUGUGCAAUACUAUCGAACUUAUUUAACUUAUUUAUUCUUUGUAUGUAUAGGUGAUUUUUUUUUUCAGAUUCAUCAAAGUUAUUGUGCACCGUCAUACGGACAAUCAUUUCCGCUAUUCUGUUGCCACAAACUCUGUAACGAACCUUUGUUGCAAAUUGCGAGUAUCUCGUACUAGCGUAACUGCUAAAUUAUUAUCAUACUAGUCACUUCUAAGAGAACGUAUAUUAAAUUUAAUGCAGAUGUGGCAAAAAUUUCCAUCCAUCUGAAGUCUUCAUGGUACACUAGUACAAAGUCUGUAUUUACACCACAAUUGUAAGACGAAUCUUCGAUACUUGUCCGGUUCCGAGUUAUACCAUGUGGUAAAUACGAACUAUUUUUACACAUGCGGAAGUCUUCGGUAAAUUUAAAGCCACCAUAACAAUUUAACUAACAUAUCGCGUGAAAAAAAUCGCAUAUUCACGUAAAAACUUAAACUUGACAGUUGUCGACACGAGUCACCUUCCAUAGAUGAUUCGAUCACAUUUUUCACGCACAGGAAUCAAAUUUUGUAUUUAAUCAAAGCAACAGAACUCCAUGCCAGUAACUAGAAAAUAUUGUGGUGCAGAAUAGGUGAUAAUAAAUUCAAUGCUAUUUUUAAGUUAAUAUUCAAAAGCAGUGUGCAAUGUACCAAGUCCACUAACACGAUCUACCAAUGAUUCCUACACAUGUGUUCAUCUUAGUGGCCAAUAAUAUGGGUAUUUUACGACAUUAUAAUGCAAUGGUUCCUCCAGUACAUGUACAUUAGGUACGACAUGGUAGUUAGCAAAUUGGAUAUUUUUUUAGGAUACAACAAAACUUAAGUUUUCAAAUUUAUAAAUAUUCGUAGUUACCCAAAGGUUCCAAGAAUUGGUGACCUACAAGGUACUUAAUUAAUUCAACGCACUCUUGUCCGAAAAACCUGGGUAAUAGUAACAUUAAGCCCGCGUUAUAAAUAACUAGACUGCUCUAACGUAUGGUCAACUAAACUUGGUAUCAUCAAACCAGAGUGACAACCUCCAAAAAGAUAUAUUUUUAACGAAUCGUCAGACAUACUAAUUAACGUCAACGGUGGCAUUUGUAACAUCAUUGCUUUUUUUCAAAAUCUAUGAUUCCAAGUUUAAUCGAUCGUGCUUCUUAUUAAUUUAUCAUUAAAAUUCACAGACUGAAAAUAACAAAUACACACAUGUUGCUUUUUUGUGGAAAUACUAUACUUCUUAAUUUACUUUCUCAGCACUGCGUUACUUCUACCAUGACAAUGAAUUUAAUUUACAUUAGAUUAUUAAAGACGAUUCGCUAACAUCUUAUCCUUUUCUUGGUGUUAGCUUAAUGUCUAAUCCAAAGUUUAAUAAACUGUUGUGAUAAAAAUGUAAAUUUAAUAAAGUAGUUCAUUUUGAUAACGUCCACGACUUUAUCUACUGUAAAACGUACUUUUAAUGUCACUAGCACGUUUCAGUUCUAUCAACACUUAAAAAAAUGGCUGUUUUCGAUAUGAAUAAAUCACAUACUUACCUAUUUCAUGUUGCUAGUAUGACAAAAAUUGACUGUAUAUAAUUAGGAACUUUAUGCAAAUAUGAUCGUUUCAGCCACAGGUUAUAAGUACACAUAAUUAUUUUACGUAUGUGACAGUUUUACACAGCAGAUAGGCAUUAUCAUUAAUUAAUAAGAAACUUCAUCUUUGCAUCGAAAUGUUAUUAUUGUUAAUCUUUAUUUAUAAGAGAAAGAGAAUUCACAAAGUGAAUACCGUGCGUAGGUUCAAAACAAGAUGGCUAUAACACGGUGAUGAUUAGUUCCUGAAAAGUACUUUUAAGGUUAAAGCGUUAUAAUAGUCUUGAUUGUACCUUUAUGUAACGACUAAACUAACAUGCAUACACUAUGUGACUAAAGAAUAGUAAAAGUAUUUUUUAAUCAAACAGUAUAAAACUAGAGUCUAAAUAUUAAGUAUUACUAGUCCAAGUGGGCAAAUUCUUCACGAUUUAGUCAUUACAUAAAUGGACGUUUUUACAAUAGGUAUUAUAUUUAAUACCUACCUGGUACAUUUUUGUACUGGAUU